This is a messenger RNA of Cynoglossus semilaevis (tongue sole), 4169 nucleotides long. RefSeq names its product zinc finger, matrin-type 4a (gene zmat4a). NCBI's taxonomy places the organism in Eukaryota, Metazoa, Chordata, Actinopteri, Pleuronectiformes, Cynoglossidae. The record is from RefSeq and is a predicted model, not a curated record. Gene Ontology annotation, molecular function: nucleic acid binding; zinc ion binding. The transcript has 8 exons. Gene Ontology annotation, cellular component: nucleus. Bases 542 to 1363 code for a protein of 273 amino acids.
UAAAUGAUAUGCUCAUAUUGCAUAAUUGAUGCGCACUGCCUCGGAAUAUGACACGCAUUAAGUGUGAGGCAGAGGUAACGACAGUUGUAAUCUGACGCCACAAAGCCGUCACUAUGAUUAUUGUCAUGUCAACAAUGUAACAUGCAUGGGAUCCAGAUUGACAGACAAUAUAAAGGUAGAAGUAAGAGAAAAAAUACGAUUUCCUGUUCAUCUACGAUACAUAUUUGCCCCAAUGCCACAAAUUUUCUUUUUUCCAGAAUUUGAGGUUUGAACCACUCAUCAGCAGAUGUCCUCUGACGGGACCUGUCCACUCUCUCUCCUCUUUUUUCCCGGCGCAGGACUGAAGUGACAGAGGCUGAUGAGCGCACGCAGCGCAGCGGCGGAUGCGGCCAAUAGGAUCGCGGAGGGGCGGAGAGCAACGGCACACACUGUUGUACUACACUGUAUAUAGUCAGAUAGUAAGAGCUGCUGGUGCUGCUGUUGCUGCCGCCAACAAUAAAAGCGUCUGACGCUCCAACUCCAUCCGGCAUCUUUCUGGUUUAUGGAUUAUACUCUGUUCCUGCAGGUGCAACACCAGCUCACCGUGUUCCAGUCACACGUCUACAGUGUGGAAUUACAGAGCACGGAGCGCAGCAGCGGCAACCAGUGCGCAGCGGUCCACAUGCAGAUGAAGUCAACAGAGUUGGACCAAGGGCUUUUCACUGACAGCUACUGCAAAGUGUGCAGCGCACAGCUCAUCUCCGAGUCCCAGAGGGUGGCCCAUUAUGAGAGUCGGAAACACGCCAACAAAGUGCGUCUGUACUAUAUGCUCCAUCCAGUGGAUGGAGGCUGUCCCGCCAAGAAGCUCAGAACAGACAAUGGAAGUGAAGAAGGCGACGUGGACAAGAACAAGUGCUGCACGCUCUGUAACAUGUCCUUCACCUCAGCAGUGGUGGCGCAGUCACAUUACCAGGGUAAAAUCCACGCCAAGAGGCUAAAGCUGCUGCUGGGGGAGCAGCCCACCAUCACAGCCCAAGAGGCCUCUCCCAGUCCUGUAAAAACCUCUCCAGAAACCUCUCCCAUGACCUCACCGCGACAGCGCAGAGACUCUGACCGUUACUGCCAGCUUUGUAACGCCUGGUUCAACAACCCCGGCAUGGCUCAGCAGCACUACGACGGCAAAAAGCAUAAGAAGAACGCUGCCAGGGCCGACCUGCUGGAGCAGCUGGGGAAGACACUGGAUAUGGGAGAAAUGAAAGGUCUGAAGCGGAGCUACACCUGUGAAGUGUGCAGCGUCACGCUGAACUCUGUGGCACAGUAUCACGCACAUCUGCAGGGCUCAAAGCACCAAAACAACCUGAAGAAUCAGAUAUGUGUCCAGUGAACGUCAGACAAAAAUAAAACUCUACAAAACAAAACCACCUGGAUUGAUGUCAGACAAGCUGUGAUCAGCUUGCCCUGCUGCUUCUUCUUCUGCCUCAUCCAAAUAUUGCUGUUUGUCUCUCCCUCCAUUUCCCACCCUCUUUUGCAACCUUCUUUCCUCUAUCAAUCCUUUUUUUGAGGCAGGCAAUUUUUAUCCUCUUUCUGUUUGUUUCUCUCUCUCUUUCUCUUUGCUCAUUUAAAAAACUUUCUAAAACAUCCUAACAUUCUAUUCUGGCUGUGUCCUGUGCUUCUGAUCCACUCACUGUGGACCACAGUUCAGGAACACGGUGGCCUUUCUCUCUUAUGAUGCAUGGACUACAUUAUACUAAACAAUAUUCCACUGAGUGCUAGGAGCCGCCAGUGGAAUUUAGAUUGCAGAAUAUGAGGGGGUUGUUUUUAACUGUAUUUUUGUUUCAGAUUCGAACGCUAUAUUUAUUUGAGAUUGUAAAAGUAGUUAUACAGUCUACUACAGCCCUGAACAUUGUAGAGUAUGGUGGGUUCACUCCGUCUGUUGUCCCCUCGGUCUGUUGUCAAAUGGUUUAACUGGACGAACUGUCUGGUUUCUUGCUGUACAGAUGUUCUAAAGAUUUUUUUUUUCUAUUUCUAAUGAACUGUGGUCGUUUUUUUUAAGACCCACAGAACUAAUUUAAUGCAUUCUUACAGGAACAGAUGGAGAAAAAACUUUUUUCCCCAAACUUUUAGGGAACAAUUGUAGUUUACUGCAGCUGAGCUUUUAUUUUUUACUGCUUUGAUCAUCAUUCCUGUGGGUAAUGACUUACACAAUUUAUGUCAGACUGUGGUAGGAUCACCAAAAGAAGUCUAAUGGGGUAAUAAACACAAAUGAUCAAACAGGUUAUAAAAAGGGAAGAUGGAAGUAAAGCAGACAAUAAAUUGUUACAACAAGUUUAUCUUCACACUCAUCAGUUUUAGUCUUAAAUUGCAUUAUAAGAGUGGGUGAAGUAAAGUCACCCCGCGCCAUGGCAUCUCAGUUUUAGUCUCAAACUAACAUGUCUAUAUCAAGUCCCUAUUAAGUAGCUAAUGCUAUUGUUUAAAGAAAAAAACAACAACAUACUUUUAGCAUGAUAUUUUAAUCUGAAACCAAACACACCCUUACAGUGCUGUUGGCAGAUAAGUAAGAGGAAGAUGGGAUUUCUUGUUGUGCAUUUAGUUUUACAUACAGUAAGUGAAACCACAUAAGUAAAAGGUUUUUCAGUUUUAACUGCACCAGACAUUAUUGUAAUAAUUUUUUAGCCUUAUGUUUUAAUUUGCUUGUUUUUAAAUUUGCUUUGAAAGAUCCCAGUAGUAUGAUUUAAAAGAAGGACAUGAGAAAAAACUACAUAAGAUACAUGUAGUUUCUUCUCAUGUCCUUCUUUUAAAUCAUCUGGUGCUUAACAUUUUCACCCAUUAACUACGUUGAAUACUACCAUCACUACUACUACUAGUACUACUAAAAACACUGUCUUUCGCUCUGUCCUAACCAGUGCACCAUAAAUGAGCAGAAACAAAAACAAGCAGAGAAAAGUAAAUUUGACCGUGAUAAAAUGCUCUUUGUUCCAUAAUUUUAAAACACAGUACUACAGGAGUACGAGAAAAUUAGCAAACAGACCACAGUGUGAUCCCAUCAGACAGGAUAAUGAACCAGAAUAUUCAAAAUAAAAAAAACAGCUGCAGAUGUAGAUGUGGAGCAGCACAGGUUCCACACCUAAACCCCUGGAGCAGCUGGGAGGAUGAAGUGCACAGUAAGUAAAAGGAAAACAACCUGCAAACUCAGCUUUUCUUCGCUAUUCUUUCUUCUUCUUUUUUUUUUUUUUUACAAACCUCUGCAGUGGUUUUUGUGAAAACUUUUCCAAGAAACAUUUUUUAGUGUAAAAAUAUAAGAAAUCAAACCCUACCAGUGUGUGGUGCUGCUGAAGGAAGCUAAAGUUUACAUUAGAUUUGAAUUUCACUUUGUUCUGCACUGAGACCAUUACACAGCAGGUAAAUCUGUGUUCUAAAGCUACUGACUGGGGUUGUAUAUAGAAUAUACAGUAAAUACAUUUUAUUCAAGGCUAAUGUAGCAUUUUGGAUUCUUACAUGUCACAGUAAAUAAAAUUAAAGAUGUCGACUUUAAAGCCAGUGUUGUAUAAAUAAGACUUGGAUGACAAACUUCUACACAUUCUGUAUAUUUUAUUGUUGUGGAAUAGAAACAUUUGUAACUGCUCCCUGUAAGUGUUUUCUUCUCUAAAGUCAUUUCUCAGUGCUGUAUCUACGACACAGCUGUGUGUUUUUAAAUGUAAGCUUUAUUUAAAGUGUUUUUAGUUGUUUGGUGGGUUUUUUGCAGCAGCAGCAAUAGACUUCAAAUAAAAACAUUUUUGGUUGAUGUAAACAUUAGCCACCAACACAAGGACUAUAGAGAAUAAUUUAUAACAAUUUGUUUUUUAUGACUACAAAUAAAAUGUGCACGCUGGAAUUGCUUUGCUCAGCCCAAAUGAGAACAUCCCUGUCCCUUGGUACUUUUCCCUCUGGAUCAAUCAUUUUUCCAUCAUCACAGGAAAUCCACCUCUCAUAGAUGAAAACCCUUCUGUCUCUUUGUGCUCCAGGUUAUGUGCUCUGAUCUGUCUGAGACGUGCAAUAAAGACACUUGCAACCACUUCAACUUUGCUGCGUCGUACUUUUUCACUUUGUCACCCGUAUGUUUGUCUGCAGGUUCUAUAUAAGCUUCAAGCACAUUUGUGGUAACGCUUCAGUAAAGUUUGGAGAACUACAGAAAACCACUUGACAAAUUUCUU